CACACACACACACACACACACACACUCUGACUCUCUCUCGGUGGAGGAGGCGGACUCCUCCAUCUGCCCUGCCCGGUGACCGAGCGUCCUCCUCGGACUCCGGAUCUCAGCCACCGUCUCCCGCCGAGCAGCAGCGUCUCCGAGGCGGAUGAAGAACCGGAGGAUGGAGCGGAGCGGCACCGGAGAGGCACCGGAGGGAUCCGCGGUCUAUAUAUAGGCUCUGCCCCGGACUGCACCACCAGCAGCCCCCCGCCGCCACCUGCCCUCCCCGGUACCGGUCACUACAGCUCCCAGCAUGCUCUGCUGCUCACCUCCACAUGUUCCACACACGCUUAUUUUAGCCUCACCGCCUCCCUGCAGCGAGGAGUUCUGACUGCAGCUCUGUCAAACACACAAACAAGCACAGACUCACACAGACACACACUCUGAGUGGCUGAAGAUGAAGCGUGGGUCGAGUGUGUUGCCGCCUCCCUCUGAAGCGGCCAAACGACACACACACGACGCACGCGCUCAGUGCACGCCGGACGCCGCGGGUUCGAGUCCUUUCCCAUCAGCCACCUCUCUGUUCAGCCCUGAUGUCAGCACCAAGAUGGCGUCUGACCUCCUCAUCAGGCUGUCAGAGGCCACCCAGAAGGCCCAGAUGCAUCCUGGGAGCCGGGCGGAGGCGGAGCAGCAGGACGAGCCGGGCCUGGCGCUGUCUCCGGACGGACCCGGAGCCAGUCCAGAACCGCCGUCGCUCACCAACACUCCGGACGGAAACAACCCCACGGACACGCUGGCGUCGGACCUGCUCAGGAAGCUCGCAGAGCGUCAGGACGUCCACGGCCACGUGGUGAGACUCAAGGAAGAAGAAGAGCCAAUGGAAGUGGACGCCGUGGCCCAGAACCAACCAAUCACAGAGGAGAACCGCCAUCUGUUUACUGUUAAAACAGAAGACCAAAGUCUCUCUGGGAACAACAUGGCUCCGCAGCUGCACUCUGGAGCCAAAAUGGCAGACCAAUGUGUCCAUGGCAGCUCCAAGAUGGCGGACAGUAGCAUCUCUGGAGGCAGCCAGUUUCAGCUCAGAGUGAAACUGGAGGAUCAUGGGAUGUCUGGAGCCAAAAUGGAGGACCUUGUUCUUACUGGAGCCAAAAUGGUGGACCAUCGUCUCCAUGGCAGCUCCAAGAUGGAGGAUCAUGGGACAUCUGGAACCAAGAUGGAGUACCAUGUUCUGACUGGAGCCAAAAUGGUGGACCAUCGUCUCCAUAGCAGCUCCAAAAUGGCAGAGAGCAGCAUCUCUGGAGGCAACAAGUUUCAGGUCAGAGUGAAAGUGGAGGACCAUGUUCUGACUGGAGCCAAGAUGGAGGACCAUGUUCUGACUGGAGCCAAGAUGGAGGACGGGCUCGUAUUUAAGGCGGGGGUUGCAGAGCGAUCUUUCUCUGGAGACCAGAUGAGCAAUGGGUUCGUCUACGGGGUCAAGAUGGAGGACGAGUUCCCUUCAGGAGCCAAAAUGGAGAACCGGCUGGUCUCUGGAGCCAAGAUGGAGGAGCAGCAGCUGUUCUUCGGAGCGAAGAUGGAGGAGCAGUGCCUCAGGGCCGUGCUGUGGCAGGACAUGUCGGUGAACCUGGCCUCCACGCUGCUGCACCAGCUCUCAGAGCGAGUCAGUAAAUCCAGUAAUCAGCUGGACAGGAUGACUCCGCCCACCAGGAACAGUCCUGUGCUGAAGGUGGAGCCGCUCUGCUCUCCUCAGUCGAACCUCCAGGAUCCUCAUCAGGAAAGUCAAACCAGCAGAGACCAAAGCACAGGAUGCUCUUAUUUCUACAGGUGUCACGUGUGUGGCUUUGAGACAGACGGCCACGCCCUCUUCCAGAGUCACAUGACGGAGCACCGCCAAUGGGAGCGCGGCUCCUUCUCGCUGCACUGCUGCGUGUGCGACCUCUCGACCAAUCAGGAGGCAGAGAUGAGGGCUCACGUCCACACGCACUUUCAGGGCGACACGGGAGACAUCAGGUGCCACGUUGCCCUGCCUGCCGCCUCCAGCAGCACUCCUGUGGUUGCCGUGGUAACCCAGCCGCAGCAGAGCAGCUCAGAGCAUCGCUGCCGCAUCUGCCAGAGGUCGUUUCCAGGGCAACAGGAGCUGCUGGUUCACUUCCAGGGUCAUCGCCAAGGCAACCAGUACCGGUGCGACCGGUGCGGUCACCUGACCCGGACCGCCAACAAGCUGGUGGAGCACGUGCGCGUGCACACGGGCGAGCGGCCGUUCACGUGCACGCUGUGCCCGUACAGCGCCAAGCGGAGGGACAGUCUGCGUCUGCACUGCAAGGUCAAGCACGCCGCGCACGGAGCCGAAGCGCACGCCGACGUGCACACGCACCGCUCCUACGUGCACGGAGACAAUCAGCGUGCGAACAAGCAGCUGCAGCGGCUGCACACGCCACCGAGCGCGCUCAGUGCGGCCUCCUCUCUUCACCCCUCGCUGACGGAGCGAGCUGGGUGGAGGGAUUUAUCUCCGCUGCUGCCAAUCAGCACGCUGCUCACUCUGAAGCCACGCUCUUCCUCCUCCUCCUCCUCCUCUUCAUCCUCUUCAUCCUCGUCUCUGUCCAACAAACUCUCCUUCCUCGGGUAUCUUGGUCUCACAGCUUCUCUCUAAAUGCUGCUUUCUCCUCCUCCUCCUCUCCUUCUCUCCUUCUUCCUUUACUCUCUCCAUCUUUGUCUCCUUGUUUCCUUUCUUUAUGUCUUCUCCUAGCCUUAUCUCUUUUGCAUGUCUCCUCUCCUAGACUCCUUGUCUCCUUGUUUCCUCUUCUUGUGUCCUCCUUGUUUUCUCUCCUUAACUCCUUGUUUCCUCUCCUUAACUCCUUUUUUCCCCUCCUUAACUCCGUGUUUUCUCUCCUUAACUCCUUGUUUCCUCUCCUUAACUCCUUGUUUCCUCUCCUUAACUCCGUGUUUUCUCUCCUUAACUCCUUGUUUCCUCUUCUAGCCUUCUUGUUUCCUCUCCUCUUCUCCUUGUUUCCUUGUUUCUUCUCUUUAUCUCCUUGUUUCCUCUCCUCCUUGUUUCCUCUUCUUCUUAUUUCCUAUCCUCUCCUUGUUUCCUCACCUCCUCUCCUCCUCACCUCCUUAUCUUCUCUCCAUGCCUCCUUGUCUCUCCUCCAUGUUUCCUCUCCUUCUUAUCUCCUCGUCUCCUCCUCGGUCCACCCCGUGGUGGACGUGAGUCUCUGUACUGUAUUGAGUCCUUCAGCUCUCAUCAUGAGAAUGUCAAACAGCUCCUGUUCUGCUCAGCGCACUGAAAAACACUCAGAUAAGGAACGUUUUGAAUUUAUUCGACUUUUGCAUCAUGCUCGUGAUUUUUGCUGCAUUCCUGCCUGCUUUAGCCGUCAUAUAAUCACUGAACUCUGAGCUAUUUAACCGUGUGACAUAUUUAUUGCCUGUUUCUUCUGAUCCUCCAGAAACCUGCAGCUUCAAAGUCCUGUUUAAACACCACACAAAGCUCAGAAAUCAUUGCAGAAACUAAAGAAACAAAAACUGAAAACAAACAUCUGCCAGUCGUGGUGGAAGAGUUUCAAACAUUUCAUGCAAGAAAACUUUUAAGAUCACGAGUACAGCGUGUUAGCAUGCUAACACUUAUUAGCAUUAAACACAUAGAACAGCUGAGACUAAUGGGAAUGUUAAUCACAUAGCAUGUUAGCAUGCUAACAUUUGAGCUAGCUCUAAACACAUAGUGAAACCUAAGCUAAUGAGAAUGACACUAGUUUAAUGUGUUAGCAUGCUAACAUUUGUAAGCUAGCUUUAAACACAUAGUGAAACUAAGAUAAUGAGAAUGACAUUAGUUUAGUGUGUUAGCAUGCUAACAUAAGCUAGCUCUAUGCACAAAGUGAAGCUUAGGCUAAUAAGAAUGUCACUAGUUUAGCAUGAUAGCAUACUACCAUUUGUAGGCUAGUUGUAAACACGGAGUGAAGCUUAGGCAAAAGAAAAUGUCAUUAGUUUAGCAUGUUAGCAUGCUAACAUUUCAUAAUUAGAACUAAACACAAAGUGCAAUUGAGACUAUUGAGAAUGUUAUCAUUUUAUUGUGUUAGCAUGCUAAUACUCGCUAAUUAACACUGAAUAGAAAGUACAGCUGAAGCUGAUGGGACUAAUGUUAGCUUAGUGUGUUAGCUUAGUGUGUUAGCUGUUUCCCAUUUGCUACUUUUCCAACACAAAGUGAUGGAAAAUUAAAUUAGUUUUGCUUCUUAGCAUGCUACCAUUUGCUAAUUGGCGCUAAAUACAAAUUACAGCUGAUGAUGAUGUCAUUAGUUUUGAAGAUACUCAGUCGUAAACAAAAGAACGACUUUAAAGUUUGACGUAAUGAUGGCGCUUUAUGCUAAUGGGGCAUGAAUCUGUGCAAAGUUUGGUUCUGUCAAUUCAAUUAAUAUUUAUACACUGCCUGUACAAAAAAAGUAACAAAGCUAAUAGAUAAGAGUCUUCCAUUGGAUAAUUACUGCAGUGAGGAAGAAACUUCUUUAGCUCUAGCUGAUGUAGUGAGGAGCUUCUCAUUUCUUAAAUGUUUGAAGACAUAUCCUAUUAGGACUGGUUUAGGUUUGAUCCUGGUUUUAGACCUUUUAAGGGCUGGUUUAGGACUGGUUUUACAAUGUCUUGGGCUUUUUAGGAGUUGUUUAGCUUUGAUUUUUGUCCUGGUUUAAGACUUUUGAGGACUGGUUCCAGACUGUCUUAGGCAAGUCUUGGACUUUUUUUUAAUCCCAAGAACACCAAACCUACCAUCAAGCAUGGUGGUGGCAGUAUCAUGCUCUGUGGAACUGGAGCUUUCCAUAAAGUAAAAGGAAUAAUGAAGAAGGAGGAUUACCUCCACAUUCUUCAGGAAAACCUAAAACCAUCAGCAGAAGGUUGAUCUUGGACACAGUUGGAUGUUUCAACAAGAAAAUGAGCCCAAACACACAUCAGACGUGGUAAAGAAAUGGUUCCAUCAGGCUGGAAUGAAGGUUCUAGACUGGUCUCCUCAAAGUCCUGACUGAAACCCUUCAAGAACCUGAAGAACCAAGUCAGAAAGAUGACAAAUGUAUUUAUUUACUGUUUAUUUAUUACAUUUGUCAUCUUUUUGACUUGUCAGUUAAAUUGAUAGUAUGAUGAUACUGCCACCUCCAUGCCUGACGGUAGGCAUUUUUUUUCUAUCACAUUGAAUUAUUUUAGUCCUAACAGAGAAUCAUUCUUUACUUCUUGAAGGACUUUGAAGCCUAUGAGGUUUCUGGAGGACAGUGAUGAUAGUUCUAAUAUUUGUGUUGUAUAUUGAUGAUGUAUUUGUGUUUACAUAACUACACGCGGCUCCUGCGAGUCUAAAAUGUCUUAAUUUAAAGUUGCACUAUAUGUAGUUUUGCUGAGACAAAAGAAAAAAGAAGAAUCGAUUUAGAACACUUUAGCCUUUUUUGACGAAACCACAGCUGUUGAUUUGUUUUGUAAGAAGCGUUGGCCAAACAUUUUCUCUGGAGCAGCAGGUUAGCUGCUCAACCAAGUGUCAAACAUUUAUUUUUUAACUUCUGCAGUCAGGAAAAAAGAGAUUGUGCUCACAAAUGACUAGUUUAUGCUCUGAACUUAAUGUCCUGUUGUACAUUUUCCCUUCUGGCUCCCUGCAGAGGGCACCUUGUACUGGAAGAGUUUUAUUAACUCAAAUCAAAUAUUAUUAACAUCAAAAUUCACACAAGAAAUAACACUAACAGUCAAAUGUGUCACAUUUAAAAGAGAGACUCAACACCUGCAUGUAUGUUUAGUGUGUUAGCAUGCUAACAGUUGCUAAUUAGCAUUAAACACAACAUGCAGCUGUGGUUUGUGGGAAUGUUUUUAGUUUAGCAUGUUAGCAUGCUAACAUUUGCAAAUCAAAUCUAUAGAAAAUGUAUAGCCAAGACCAAUAGGAAUGUCAUUAAUUUUCCAUGGUGCCAUCCUAACACGUGCUAAUUAGCAUUAAACACAACGUACAGCUGUGGUUUGUGGGAAUGUUUUUAGUUUAGCGUGUUAACAUACUAAAAUUUGCUAAUUAGCUCUAAGCGCAUUAUACAGCUGAGGCUGAUGGGAAUGUUAUUAGUUUAGUGUGUUGACAUGUUAACAUUUGCUAAUUAGCAUUAAACACAACAUACAGCUGAGGACAUGGGAAUAUUAUUAGUGUAGCAUGCUAACAUAUUAACAUUUGUUAAUCAGCCCUGAACAAAAUGUAUCGUGAAGGCUAAUAAGAAUGUUAUUUAUUUUCUAUGUUAGCAUGCUAACAUGUGCUAAUUGACAUUAAACACAACAUACAGCUAUGGUUUGUGGGAAUGUUUUUAGUUUAGCAUAUUAACAUACUAACAUUUGCUAAUCAGCCCUAAUCAAAAUGUAUAGCCAAGGCUAAUAAGAAUGUUAUUAAUUUUCCAUGUCGGCAUGCUAACACGUGCUUAUUAGGAUUAAACACAAUGUACAGCUGAGGUCAGUGGGAAUGUUAUUAGCUUAGUGUGUUAGCAUGGUAACAUUUGCUAAUUAGCACUAAGCAUAACAUACAGCUUUGGUUUGUGGGAAUGUUUUUACUUAACCGUGUUAGCAUACCAACAUUUGCUUAUCAGCUCUAAUCAAAAUGCGUAGCCGAGGCUAAUAGGAAUGCUCUUAAUUUUCCAUGUUAGCAUGCUAACACGUGCUCAUUGGCACUAAACACAACGUAUAGCCUAGGAUUGUGAGAAUGUUAUUAGCUCAAUAUGUUAGCAUACUAAAAUUUGCUAAUUAAUUUAAAGCACAACAUACAGCUGAGGUUGGUGGAAAUGUUAUUAGCUUAGCAUGUUAACAUUUGCUAAUUAGUACUAAACACGAUGUACAGAUGAGCUGAUGAUUAAAGCUGAAAUGUCCACUAAUAAUUUGUGAUGUCACACUGGAGAACUUCUGUACAGGAACAGCUGGAUUUUGCAGAGGUGUUGAGUCGCUCUUUAAAAAUUGUGAACUUGUAGUUUCAGUGAGCGCCGCAUUACCUCUGCUGCACAAAAACGACCAACAGUGGAGCUCCUGGAACACCAGCAGAAACACUCAUCACUCAUUUCAUCCAAAGACGUCCAUAUUUUAAGGUUUUUGAUUUUAACUGUGAUGUAUUUACAGCAUGUUAUUGGUCUAAAACACCAACUCCACUGCAAACAUUUAGCUCACGUGAACUGCAGUUCUAAAGCCAGAAUUCAGUUGAAAGUUUAAUCAAAUCUUUUCUAGUUUUCUGUUGUUGUGGCUUGUUGCUCGUGUUGCAUAUUUAUGAAAUGUAAUCUGACUUGAAAAACUUCUUUCUUCUUGUGUUCGCUGCACAGCUUAGCGCCUGAGCAUGUGCAGUAGAGGUAAUGUGAUAAUCAGCAUCCUGCAUAGGGCUCCCUUUAAUGUCGCAGCUACACAGAAACCUGCACACGUGUUGUUGUUUUAGUAUGAAAUGCGUCUCCAAUCAAUGGUGCUAGACUCGGCAGAGCCUGAGAGCUGCCUGCACGACUCAUUUAACACUUUACUUUCACACAAAGAAGCAUGAAAUACUAAAAACCUCCUGCUCAUCUCUCUCUCUAAUUUCAGUUCCACUUUUUCUCUGCUGUAUCCUGUUACUGUUUGCUGCUGCAAUGAUCAAUAAAGUUUAAUUUCAUCUGA
Messenger RNA from Acanthochromis polyacanthus (spiny chromis), 7590 nucleotides. Its product is annotated as zinc finger protein 556-like. The transcript has 9 exons. Lineage: Eukaryota; Metazoa; Chordata; Actinopteri; Pomacentridae. Gene Ontology annotation, molecular function: RNA polymerase II cis-regulatory region sequence-specific DNA binding; DNA-binding transcription factor activity. Bases 440 to 2629 code for a protein of 729 amino acids. Gene Ontology annotation, biological process: regulation of transcription by RNA polymerase II. The record is from RefSeq and is a predicted model, not a curated record.